Messenger RNA from Hydatigera taeniaeformis, 1410 nucleotides. The record is from the annotation of a GenBank genome assembly. NCBI's taxonomy places the organism in Eukaryota, Metazoa, Platyhelminthes, Cestoda, Cyclophyllidea, Taeniidae.
AUGUAUCCUCAAUUACAGACCCCACCUAUAAGGCACAAAAACCUAGUGUGUUGUAAGAGUUCUUCACUGUCCUCUUUCCCCUUACCGCUACAGCACUGCGAUCACCGAUGCAUAACGAAACAAGAGCUGGAGGAUCACGUGCGUUUCAAGCACAGCGACAAACGCGACUUUAAAUGUCCUGACUGUCAAGCUACCUUCAAGGUGAGUUCCUGCUCUUUUAUCCUUCUCUACCUUUUUCCCUUUAUAGCUUCAUUUCACUCUCUUCCAUCCUCUACACCAGGAACCUUGAGUCGGCAUCAGAAGACGCAUACUGACAUUUCCUUCCUCUGUAACCAAUGCGACGCUUCCUUCAACCGUAUGAGCAACCUUAAACGUCACAAGGACUCCGUCCACUCUGUUACUGGUGGAAAUCGACGCGGACGCGGCAGGCCGCAGAAAACCAACCGGCAGAAGCAGCAGCCACGGAAAACCAUUCUUCAGCAACAGCAUGAACACGAUCGCCAAUCAAUGCCGGUGUCGUCGACCACUUCAGCAGAACCGCUGUGGGAUUACGAGCCUGCUCGUGUGCAUUCCACGACGGGUGAUCAACUUUGCACUUCAGUGACCACCACAACUGGCCUAGAGCCUGUUUAUGUAGUCGCCUUCGAGACGGAUUCAGGGUGGAUCCCAGCUACAACCUCCACAGCCACCAUUACUGAGGAGGGCCUUAUCAUGCAUCAUCCUCCCCCACCAUCGCAACCACCACCUCCGCUCCCCUCGCACACCCUUGCUGCCCCCCGCGGGGACACCAUAUUACCCUGCGUCAGUGACUUUUUCUCCUCAUUCCUUCCUCCCACCUCUCCCUCCACGCAACUUGACGACCAUACCGUCUCCCCUCCUCCACCUCCCCCGCAGGGUCCGUCAACGGCGGUGUCAGGAGUGACGUCCCACCAACCUACUACCCAUCUUUGGCGCUCCGAAGAAGACGUCGAUGAUCUUGGUACCACCAGCGCGGUGCCUGCAGACGACCUCAUUUGCGAUUUCCUAACUUGUGAAGUAGUUGGAGCCGAGGAGGAUGUGGAAGGCACGGGAGCUGUUGGUGUUGGGGGCAACAAUUUCUCCGUUGGCUAUCUUAUUGGUGGAGGUGGAGCUGAAGGAAAUGCCGGUGGUGGAGGGGGUGGCGGGGAAGGGGGCGAGGAAUUACACACAUUACCUUCCUCUGACUGUCUUUCUCUUGUCCCUAUCGUAACUAGUGCUUUUGAGGAGACAAAUACCACUAAUACCAGCGUUGGUACCAAUGUUUCCACCACCUUCCAUCCCUUCUGGAGUGUCUCUUGUUCUUCAACCUCUUGCUCUACUGCCGGCGCUGCUGGCAUUGUUCAUGAAGACUACUCAGGUUUCGAACAGCAGGAGGUUGGGGACAGCAUAUGA